Apis laboriosa (Himalayan honeybee) is the source of this 4143-nucleotide messenger RNA. RefSeq names its product pikachurin-like. The record is from RefSeq and is a predicted model, not a curated record. NCBI's taxonomy places the organism in Eukaryota, Metazoa, Arthropoda, Insecta, Hymenoptera, Apidae. Gene Ontology annotation, molecular function: calcium ion binding. The coding region runs from base 295 to 3006 and encodes 903 amino acids. The transcript has 15 exons.
CCGGCAUCGACGGCUGUUGUGGAGCUCCCUUCACUUUCGUGUUCGCGCGUGUGUUAAAGUCUCUUUAGUAAUCAUAUCUUUCUUUCUUUUGUCUUGAACAACGAUCGUGAGAUCAUUCUUGAUAGAAUCGAUUCAAAUCGAGAAGUGUCGCUGAUCGAUCGAAACGCGAUAUCAGUGUGCUUUCUACGCGACGGUGAACUCGCGAUAAUCGAUAGUCGAUCGAGAAGUUCGAUUUGCGAGAAAUGCGAAAGUGAACUCAGUCGGGGCGAACGCGUGCAUGUACAUCGCAGGACGAUGGCUGAACUUCGUGUUUAUCGGUUUUUUGUGAUCUUUGUUCAUCUGGCGAUUGUCUUGGUGUUUGCUCAGAAUCCUAUCGAGGAGAAGACCACAUUCGAGGCUGCUUUUCAAGGAAGAUGCGGCCACGGGUCUCCCUGCGAGCAACUCUGCUACGAGCUUCACGAUGGGAUGUACGAGUGCGAUUGCAAGGACGGGUACAUCCUUCAUAAAAAUGGAUACAGCUGCGCCGAGCUGAAUUCGACAUCGCCGUCGACAGGCGAGCUCGGCGAAUUGGUGGAAGACGUGGAGAACGACGAAUUGAACAAAGACACGGACGACGAUGAAGAUGCCGUCGAGGACAUCCUUUAUAUGCGCGGUGCAUCGUUCACGAUACACUUGGAUCCCCCGCCAGAAAAUUCCACCACGAAUUCCACCAGCAAAAUUAUCGAGGAAACUAGCCCACCCGUCGAUCUACGAGUCGAACUACGAGCCACGUCUCAAGGCCCCAAUUUGGAACAAAAACUGCCUUCCACGAUGGAGAGCAUAGCGAGCACGGAGCCAGCGUGCUCGUUAGACUGUGGCCCAGCCGGAAACUGUUACAUCGAGCAGAGCCACGGCGACGACGUCGAUCUGAUCGACGACGACGACGACGACGACGACGCGGACGACGAGACGGGGGGCGACGCCUCGAUGGCCGUGGAUCUCGAAGGGAACGACGUCGCACCGAGACGGAAGCAAGGGUCCUUCAGGCAACGGUGUCAAUGCCCCCUGGGAAGGGGUGGCGAUCGAUGCCAGCUCGAGGCCGAGGUAAGAUCGCCCAGGUUCACAGGUUCCGGUUGGCUUGCGUUUCCCGCGUUGAAGGCCGCAUACAAGCACGUCCAGUUGGAACUGGAAUUCCGUCCCGAGGCGUGGGAUGGUAUCUUGCUUCUGGCCGGGGAGAGGGACGAUCUUCAGGGUGACUUCAUGGCCUUGAUUCUGCAUCACGGAUUCAUCGAGUUCAGGUUCGAUUGUGGGAGCGGAGUCGGCACAGUGAGGAGCACGCAAACAGUAAGGUUGAACGAAUGGAACACCCUGACUGUCUACAGGCAUCGAUGGGACGCCUGGAUUCAGCUGAAUCAAGAGAAACGAGUCGAAGGAAGAUCGAAGGGCUUGUUUGCGAGAAUUACCUUCCGCGAGCCAUUGUUCGUCGGUGGACCUGGAAACACAACCGGCCUCGAGCGACUUCCGGUGAGGACCGGAUUUAAGGGUUGCGUCCGGCAUCUGGAAGCCAAUGAACACCGUUAUCGCUUCCCUCUCGCGCCACAAGGGGAUGCUGCGAACGGUUUCGACGUUGAGGAAUGCACGGCGGACAGAUGCAGCAAGGUACCAUGUUCCCAUGGCGGGAAAUGCUUGACUACCGGAGGCGACACGGCUGUAUGUCUCUGCCCCCUCGGAUACACCGGCGACCUGUGCGAGACCAGGGUCGAUUUGCAGGUACCUUCGUUCAAUGGAUCCUCUUAUCUGCGUUACCCUGGAUUGGCCGACACGUCGCUAUCCUGGCUGGAAUUGGCUGUCACGUUGAAACCAACUGUCGCAGAUGGAGUUAUACUUUACAAUGGCCAUCACAGCGACGCCACCGGCGAUUUCAUCGCGUUGUACUUGUCGUCCGGCCAUGUUCAGUUUACCUUUGACCUGGGAACAGGGCCAGCCAGUUUGAGAAGCGAGAAUCCUGUUCGUCUUGGAGAGUGGGUGGAGGUUCGAGUGUCGAGAACCGGACGUUUGGCCUCGCUCGAAGUCGAGGACGACCCCCCGCAGGAAAUCCUAGCGCCAGGCGCUUUCACACAACUGUCGUUGCCGUUAAAUCUUUACUUGGGCGGCGCGCCAUCCACUGACAUGUAUUCCCCGAAGAUGAAAACGACCGCCAGUUUCGUGGGAUGCGUUCAGACGGUCAUUUUGAAUCGUCGCGAGAUCGGAAUCCUGGCCGAGGCUUUGGGCGGGGUGAACGUGGGCAAUUGCGGGCACGCGUGCGAGGCGAGACCGUGCGGAGACGCGGAGUGCCGUCCUCUUCGGGACCGAUUCACGUGUCGUUGUCGACCUGGCAUGCCGCAUCCCUGUCCAGCGCCGGACGACAACACGAUUUUGGACAGCUCACCCUCGAAACCGAACGCUGCCACGCGGUUCGAGAGAUCCGUGCCCAGUUUCUCGGGCAGCGAGAGCUAUCUCCACUACAACGACGCGGACACGAUGAAGAGGAUAAUAAGCUACAGGGUGGACAUCAAUAUGAGAUUCAGGGCGAGCAGCAGUAGCGGGCUGCUGCUUUGGAGCGGGCGGCAAGCGGAUCCGCAAGAGCAAAGGGACGAGAACGACGAUUUUCUAGCCCUCGGAUUGGAUCGUGGCUAUUUGACUUUAGCUUACAAUCUUGGCUCGGGCGAGGCUGUUCUGCGGUACAAUUUGACGAGACUGGACGAUGAUCUAUGGCAUCGGGUCCGAGCAGUGAGGAACGAACAGUGGGCGUCGCUUGUCGUCGACAGCGGUACAGGCGUUUCCGCGUCGUCGCCUGGACAGCUCAGACAGUUGAACACUGACACGGGUCUUUACGUCGGUGGCGCGCCGGAUAUCGUGAGGACAACGGGAGGAAGAUACGCAAAGGGUAUCGUGGGAUGCAUCAGCGAUCUGGUCCUGGACUCGGACUUUUCCGUGGCGUUGUCGUCACCGGGACAGGCUACCAACACGCACUCGUGCAUCCCCUGAAAGACAUCCGUGCCGUCCGACGUUAGAUGGUCAGGUCCUCGUGGACCAGCGCUUAGGAUAUGAAAAUGCAUCACGAUGAAUAAAAGCUGGCCAAGCCAGAGAAGGUCGACGUCCACGUUGCCCAGCGUUUAAGGCUGAACCGCGGCUGCCUUGAUACGCCUUGAACGCUGAUCACGUCUACGCGUGUACGAUUUAUACACACCGAUCACACGGAUUCAUCAUUUUUGUACAGACAUUCAUCAACGACUAAUUAAAAUUCUCCCCUCCAAAGGGAAUGAUAAAAGUAAAAAGAAAAAAAAAAGAAAAAGAAAUGAAAAAAAAAAAUAUAUAUAUAUAUAUAAAAAAAAAGGAAAAGGCUAAGGAAAAUACAAAAGCAAAAAAAAAAACAAGGAAAAGGUGAAUGAAUGAGAAAGACUAUAUCGUCGCGUCAGACCGUCGAAUAAUAAAUAGACAGCUUACUGUAAAUAUUAAACGAAAGGAAAUCUAUCAGUCGCCUCACGAUGAUAUUUCCAUUCCGGUGACAACUUCCUGUCUGCACAAACACACCCUCGUGUCUCGUGGACUACUCGAUCUCGGGACGAUAUCGAGAGCUUAUAUAUUAUUCGAUUAUUAAAAAGAAAAGAAAAGAAAAGAAAAAAAAUAGAACGUUUCUAGCUUUUCCUAUUCCCCGUGGUGUUGCGUUUCGAUGAAAUUUCGAGCGCAAAUCGAUCCAAAACGCGAAUCGAACGAUGUUGAGAUACAUUGUCACGAUCUGAGUUCCUGAGAAUCGUCGUUCCUAUCGCGCGUUGGACGGAAGUUGUUACGUAAGGAACGUGUGUCUAGUCACAGAGCCACGGACUAUCUCCGGCCGGAUUAAGAACUCGAUGUAGAGCUCGUCUCGAAGACGACGCUUUAUGGCCUAAUAAGAUUAAAAGUAAAGAAGUAAAGGAGAAGAAGGAUAAGGAGAAGAAAAAAAGAGAGAGAGAGAGCAUAACCCCUCAAAAGCGUCAAUUUCUAUUAAGCUCUCCGACCGGAUGCCACGCGAAAUCUUUGAAUUGCGAGGCAUUGCCACACAGUUUCGAUCCCAGCAGAUAGGAAAAUAUGAAUUGAGAUUACAAUGUAAUUCAAAAAUAAAAAAAAAAAAAAAAAAAAAAAAAA